AUGGACCAAGCUUCCACCGCACCUACCGACGCCGUGCCUUCGUCAAAACAGCCUCCGCCCGAAAAGCCCGAAGCCGUGAGCCUGCGGACGAAGAUUGUGCUGUCCUUCUGGGCUGUGAUUGUGCUGCUGGGACUUCCAGUAUGGUGGCAGACCACCUCUAUCUACCGUGCCAGCUUGCCAUUGCAGGACAUGCUUGACUGGGCGGAGGGACUUAAUACACCCACAGCCAUUCCAUUGCAUCUUUGGCUCUCUGCCCGGAACCUACCGUGCCCAGACGCUCAACAACUGGUGCAAGAUAUCCAACAAGCCUUGGACGACCUGAACGAGUACCCAACCCUACACCAACGACUUCACCUGGUUACCUCGGGCUCCGCCGGGCCAGGAGCUGGGGAGAAAAAAGGAACAAAAGGAACAAGCUGCGGCGAGGAUCCUGCGUCCCUAAAACACGGAGCUCCCGCGUUGCAGGUAUUUCUUGAACCUACGCAGGACGGCUUCAUGUUCACCCUGGAUCCCGUCACAGCGACUGCCCGUGCCAGUAUACCUCCGGGGGCUGGAGUGAAUGUUGCCAAAACUCUGGCGGAAAGGCUCCAUGCACUAUUCCGAGAAGAACAAAUUGCUGUGGCGCUUCAAACCGUCUCUCUCACCAGUCACAGUCACAACGCACAGGCAUUUCUGAGAUCUCAACCUUACGAUGUCGUCACCAAAGUCGAGAAGCAAAUCAGUCGGGCAUACAAACCGUCUCCAGAAUUCCAUCUCACCUUCUCUCUCCUCACAGCCAGUGGUGCUCCUGCAAAUUGGGAGAUCAACGAAGCUCUCCGAGAUCACAUCGAGCCUCUUGUGCAAGCGCUCUCAUCCGUCGCUGAUUUUGAGAUCACCACCCAGGUGCAACUUUAUUCCACCCUACCUCCCACGAUACAACCCGUUCAUCGAGAAGGCCACAACGGCUCUUUUCUCCAGCAGAACGAUCUGACGGCCUUUGUGAAUUCCGCAGAGUGGCCUCUGGCACCGUCCAUCGGAGAUGGACCUACGCUCCAUUUCAUCCUCUAUAUUCCAGCCAAGGAUCAGAUACCUCUGACUAUCGAGGGAGUCACCGAAAAUUCAUGGCUGAUCCCCCAAUGGGGCGGCAUACAAAUUCUCAAUCCACCUCUGGACCUGCAUCCCGUCCACGGAUACAUGCUUCCUACUCAUCUCCAUCGAGAGCAAUUGCGUUUACCGUUCGAGACGUUUGCUUCGCAAUUGCUAUCGCUACUGGGUGUUUUGCAUCCGGGGGACUCCGUUCAGUCCCGACCACUCCAGCUGCGACUCGAUGCCUACAAACGUCUGUCAGCUCUGACUCUGUAUCUCCAUGCUGCGUCCAGUCUGGGAUCGCUGGCUCGACUGGCUCAACGACUCAGCAAUAUUCCGAUCCCAAGACACGUCGCACAGUUAGUCGACGACUCAAUAGCCAACCUCAAAGCGUGUUGCCAAUUUUCGCAGGAAGGCAGAUUUGAUCUGACCCUGGAUCAUGCCAAAACGGCUUUCAAGGACAGUGAAAAGGCUUUUUUUGACAAAUCCAUGGUUGGCCAGGUCUAUUUUCCUGACGAGCACAAAAUCGCCGUGCUCCUUCCACUUUUGGGCCCGGUCGGAGUUCCGCUGAUUAAGACCUCAUCCGAGGGCUGGGAAUCGGCGUUGUUCGCCAGUGUUGACCUUGUCACGGCGUACAUAGAGCGCAUCUUGGAAGUCAGCGCAACUUUGCAUAUGGUAACCCAGCUCAACCCCGGUGCUCUUUCCAUCGCAGCGAAAAUAGACUCACAACGAGCGCGAGGCAUUGUCCACAGGACGCUUCACGGCAUUCCGAUUCUGAUCAAAAACAAUAUUGCCACUGCUGAUGCCAUCGACAACACAGCUGGCUCUUAUGCGCUCGCCGGCGCCAAGGUUCCUCGAGACACUACUGACGCUACAGCUGCGCCGAUCGUGCCCGUCUUUAAGGCCGCUCUGGAGGUGCUUCGCGCAGCAGGAGCGACUAUCAUUGACAACCCCAACUUCACCGGCUACGAUGCUCUCGAUAAAGGAAACUACUCCAACAUCGUCCUUGAAGCGGAUUCCAUAAGCGAUCUGGCAAAGUACCUCUCGGAGCUCUCGUACAAUCCCAGCCAUGUCUAUUCUGUGGCAGAUGUUCGCAACUUUACCCAUUCAUUCCUUCUGGAAGACUAA
Molecule: messenger RNA, 2193 nt
Organism: Fonsecaea erecta
Lineage: Eukaryota; Fungi; Ascomycota; Eurotiomycetes; Chaetothyriales; Herpotrichiellaceae
Exons: 4
Coding region: 1-2193 (730 amino acids)
Biological process (GO): attachment of GPI anchor to protein
Cellular component (GO): GPI-anchor transamidase complex
Source: RefSeq, a predicted model, not a curated record